Drosophila ficusphila is the source of this 2702-nucleotide messenger RNA. RefSeq names its product CXXC-type zinc finger protein 1 (gene Cfp1). Gene Ontology annotation, biological process: positive regulation of DNA-templated transcription. Lineage: Eukaryota; Metazoa; Arthropoda; Insecta; Diptera; Drosophilidae. The record is from RefSeq and is a predicted model, not a curated record. Gene Ontology annotation, cellular component: Set1C/COMPASS complex. Gene Ontology annotation, molecular function: DNA binding; zinc ion binding.
GUGUUGUAUCAUUAGUGUGACCUUGUGCCCAAUGUUUACCGAAAUGGACCAAAGAAAAAGUACAUUGCGGUCUUACUGAACCAAAGCAAAACAAGAGGAGCGGAGCGUGAUAAAGGCUUGCAGUUGAAUUCGACCUGGGUCGUUAGUUGGCGGACUUGAACUCUCGCAGAGCUUGGAGCGACAUGGCCGACAAGCGGAAAUACAAGAAGACCAAAGAGGAGAUCCGGCGGGAGAUCGCACGGGAAUUUGAUCUGCCGGAGCGCAAGUCCAAGAUAGCCACUAUACUGAAGCAGGAAGAUCAGGCGUACUGCAUAUGCCGCACCUCCGACUGCUCUAGAUUUAUGAUUGGCUGCGAUGGCUGUGAGGAAUGGUAUCACGGCGACUGCAUCGGGAUCACCGAGAAGGAGGCCAAGCACAUCAAGCAAUACUACUGCCGGCGCUGCAAGAAAGAGAAUCCCGAGUUGCAGACCAUCUUCCGGUUGGUAGCCACCGAACGGGCAGCCGCCUCAAAUGCCGCCUCCACGAGUCUAAAUUCCCCGGGAUCGAGCAUCCCAAAUGCAGCAGCAACUCCUGGUGUUGCUGCACCUGCCCCGGGAGCCCCAGGAACUGCCAACCUCCAGCCUCCGCAAACGGCGCCCAUGAAGCGGAAGAACAGCAACGUGAGGGAACCAAAGGCGGGGAAACGAUGUGGAACCUGCGAGGGAUGCCGGCGUCCCAAUUGCAACCAGUGCGACGCCUGUCGCGUGCGCGUCGGUCACAAGCCUCGUUGCAUAUUCCGCACCUGCGUGGUCCAGCAGGCGGCGGGCAUCAAGGAGACGCCGCAUAAUCAAUCGGGACCGGGGCGAAAGCGAGAGAAGGCCGUCGCCCCGAAGAAUCGUGUGGCGAAGGUCGGCCUUCGGGCGGCCAGUCCCGAAGUUUACCUCAACCCGGAGCUGGAGGGUACACGCCAGUGCCACGGACCCGGCUGCUGUUGCCAGGCUAGGCCACAGAGCAAGUACUGCAGCGAAAAGUGCGGCUUCAAUCUGGCCACCAAUCGGAUUUUCCAGGUGCUGCCGCAGCGCCUGCAGGAGUGGAACCUAACGCCCUGCCGCGCCGCCGAUGACACGCGUAAACAGUUGGAAAGCAUCCGGCAGAAGCAAUCCCUGGUGCGUUUCGCCCUCGCUGAGUUGGAGAAGCGAUCUGAGGAGCUGAACAUGAUUGUGGAGCGGGCCAAGCGCAGUUCCAUCGACACGAUGGGCCCCCACGAUACCGCCGACAUGGAGGAUGAGCAGAGCAUGUACUGCAUCACGUGCGGCCACGAGAUUCACUCGCGGACGGCCAUCAAGCACAUGGAGAAGUGCUUCAACAAAUACGAAUCGCAAGCCAGCUUCGGAAGCAUAUUCCAAACGCGGAUGGAGGGCAAUAAUAUGUUUUGUGAUUUCUACAAUCCAGCUAGUAAAACGUACUGUAAACGAUUAAGGGUUCUGUGUCCGGAGCACAGCAAGGAUCCAAAGGUGAGUGACGCGGAUGUGUGUGGGUCACCGCUAGUGAAUCAGGCCUUUACUCCAACGGGCGAAUUCUGUCGCGCGCAAAAAAACUGUUUCAAGCACUACGCCUGGGAGAAGAUCCGGCGGGCGGAGAUCGAUUUGGAGCGAGUCCGGCAAUGGUUGAAAAUGGACGAUCUGAUGGAGCAGGAGCGGAUGCUGCGACAACAGCUGACCUCGCGGGCGAACCUGCUCGGGCUGAUGCUGCACUCCACCUACAAUCACGAGGUGAUGGACGAGCUGGUGCGCAAACAGCAGGAGCACUUGGCGGAGUUCGAGAAGCAAAAGCGCCGGCAGGCGCACCAGCAACAAAUGCAGGCCCAACAGCAACUUUUCCAGGAGAAGCAGCAACAGCAGCAGCAACUAUUACUCCAACAGCAACAACAGCACCAGCAGCAGCAGCAAAUCCAACAGCAACAACAGCAGCAGCAGCAAAUCCAACAGCAACAACAGCAGCAGCAGCAAAUCCAACAGCAACAACAGCAGCAGCAGCAAAUCCAACAGCAAGUAAUCUAUGUGCAGCGAAAGCCAUAGAUUUCCAUUCCUCUCUAGCCGUAGUUAAAACAAACAAUAAAGUGACAUGCAAGAAACCCUUUUGUACGAGAACCAAGCAAUCUAUUCACUUUCCCCCCACCAUCGCAGGAGGAUAAGCAUAAAAAAGAGUCCUGGUGUCGCGUUUCUCCGGGCAACCGGAAAACACAUUCGCCGGCUGCUAACUUCACGGAAGGAAGGAGGUUGCUACGCGCCGGGAUCGGGGCUACACGCCCAUGUUUGUUAUUGAAAACUAAGCAUCAAAUAUGCAUUUAUUGAUAGCAACCUGCCCACAAAAGGGAAAGGCUAGAUUGGGCUAGCUUAGUUAAGGAAAUCAUUCAAACUGUCUGCAACUAUAUUUUUACUUACCGAUUGCAUUUUGUCUAGAUAAUAAGUCUUUAGGUAUUUUUUAAAACACUUGUAGGCUCAAAAACAGCGUAAAAAAUGGAAAGUUACAAAUUGUGUGAGUUCCAUUAUUUAAUCAACUUUUUCUUUUUUAAAUAGAAUAAUAAAUUAUUUUUUGUUAAAUGUUUUUUAGCAGUAAGAUAUUAUGAUUGCGUAGACAUCGCUUGUAUUUAGGGGCAACUUAAAGAUGUACAUAUUAAAACUGAAAAAUAUCAAUAAAUAUUUUGCUAAGAGAUUUUGAGC